AUGCGCCGGUCGUGUCGCCACCCGCUCGCGGCCACCGCAGUCGCUGCCGCGCUCUUUGUCGCUCUCGCGUCCUGCUCGGACGUCGUUGAGACCCGCGCGACCGAUGCCAAUGCCCCGUCUUUACCACUCACAGAAGCGCUCCAGCGCGUGCAGACUGAACACGCCGCCGUGCGCGACCUCAGCGACGCGGCGCUGUCGCCUCUCGUGUCUGCUGCCGAGCGUCGCGAGGCGCUGGUGCAGCUGGGAGACAUGUAUUUCUACGGCAACCGCUCGCUCAACACGCGCGUGAACGGCACGCUCGCAAUGCGGCUGUACGCAGAGGCAGCGGAUCUGGGGGCGCCGAGGGCGCAGUUUCACGUGGGCGUAGCGCUGAGCUACGGCCUGUGGGGCUUUCCGCUGGACGAAGCUGGUGCCAUGACGCGCUACUACUUUGCUGCCCUCGGUGGGGACAUUGGCGCUGCCAUGGCACUGGGAUACAAGCACCACAUGGGACUUGGCGCCCCGAAGAAGUGCGAGUCAGCCGUGCGGUACUAUGAAGUAGCAGCGGACGAUGCAGUGGCGAGACGGGAAGAGAAUGUCAGUCAUCCCGUCAUGUUCGACUUGCCGCAGCGCCGUCUGAAAACUAUGGCGGAGAAGGUGCACAAGAAGAUUGCGCCGAGUGACAGCGCGAUUGUCGACUACUUUCGCUUCUCGGCCGACAAAGGCGAUGCAGACGCUACAUUGAGCUUAGCGACGCUGUACUACUACGGCGCGCGCGGAUUGACGCAGGACUUGGACCGCGCAGCACUCCUUUUUCAGAAGGCUUACGAUUUGGGGGCCAGUGAGGGAGCGUACCAUCUGGGGCACAUAUACAGUUAUGGCAUUGGUGUGAUGCAGAACAAUGAGACAGCGUUCGAAUAUCUGCAAGAGGCAGUGAAUGAGGGCAUCGCCGCGGCGCAGAAUGAGCUGGCGCACAUGUAUCUGAUUGGAAAGGGUGUUGAACCGAACGAGGUGCGAGCGGUAGAGCUGUACAAGGCUGCAGCGAAGCAAGGAAGCAUGGAGGCAUUUUACAACUUGGGUGUCCUAUACAUGCGAGGUGAAAGCGCAACGAGCUUUUCAUUUACAGCGGAUCAUCCUGAAUACGAGGUCGCGUACAGCUUCUUCCAGGUGGCUGCGCUCCAAGGCCACACUGUUGCGAGUCACAAAGUUGGUCAUAUGAGACUGCACGGAAUCGGCACAACUCCGUUGUGCAAGAGUGCAGUUGAGUCGUUUAAAUCGGUGGCCGAGCGUGGAGAUGGGGAGCGUGUGCUAGCACAGGCUUACGACGAUUUCAAGCGCCAAGACUACGAAGCAUCCUUCAUAAAGUACGCUGUGUUGGCACAACAAGGCUACGAGGUCGCUCAGCAUAAUGCUGCGUACCUGUUGGACUAUAACUUCUUGACACCGUCACCGUUGUCACCCAUGCUGUCGUUGUCGCCUCCAAGUGUUGGACUCGACGCGGAUGGCGCGGCUUCAACUGCCCUGCUGUUGUACAGGCUAGCAGCGCAGCAGGGUAAUGUGGAUGCAAACUUGAAGAUUGGCGACUACUUCUAUUAUGGUAAAGGGGGGCAUCCGGUGGACUUUGUUAAGGCUAGUGCGCACUACUCCCUUGCCAGCAAACGGUCGAAUGCAGAAGCGAUGUUCAAUCUUGCGCUAAUGUACGAGCACGGAAUUGGAGUGGAUCGAGAUUUUUAUCUGGCCAAGCGCUACUUUGAUAAGGCACGUGUAGCUCACAGCGAUGCCAACGUGCCAGUAGCGCUUGCGCUAUGGAAAUUGCGGGCUCACGCGUAUUUUCGUUCAUGGACGAAAUGGUGGAAAGAGUUGGUAGAGGAUGUGCAACCGGUCGCUGAGAACGGGUUGCACCCGUUAGCUUCAUCAGGCGUCGCGCCAAGCAGCAGUCACAACGUUGCUGAAACUGAAGAGGACACGAGCGCUUCUUUGCUUAUUUGGCUGAAGGAGUGGUGGUCGGGUGAUGCAAACGUGAGCGCGGAUACGAUUUCGCGUGUCACUGUCGGCGACAUGCUUCAGUCCGACAAUUUUUUCAUCUUUGUAUUGACGAUCGCUCUCGGCGUCGUCCUGUAUAUUCGUUCUGAGCGACAGCACCUGUGA
Molecule: messenger RNA, 2127 nt
Organism: Hyaloperonospora brassicae
Lineage: Eukaryota; Oomycota; Peronosporomycetes; Peronosporales; Peronosporaceae
Source: the annotation of a GenBank genome assembly